GAAGGCUCUCGAGCGCCGCUUCUCCCCGCAAUCUCGCUUUUCUGUCGGGAUCAAGGGGCAGCAUGAGGGCGGCGCUGGUCCUCUGGAGCGUCCUUCUGGCGGCAGGUUGGCCCACCCUGGUGAAGGGGGAAGAGCUUGGCGGGCUCAGGAAUGAAGUUUACCAGGAGGAGGAAGCCAGAGAGGACUUGGCAAGCGUCCAGUUACUUCCGGCCAGGGAGGCUUUGGAGCACGAAGGAGAGAGAGGUGGAAGUGUGUCGUCUGCAGGGAACAACUUCAGUGAACUCCCUCGAGUUGCUUUCCUUUCCAAUCCACAAGAACCUGUGAUUCCAGUGAAGGAAGGGAAAGGGGAAAAAAGGAGGAAGGGCAAAGGGAGAAAGAGAGACCCCUGCCUGCGAAGAUACAAGGACUAUUGUAUCCAUGGAGAAUGCAAAUAUAUCAAGGCAUUAAAAAGCGCACAUUGCAUAUGCGAAGAAGGGUACCACGGGGCACGAUGCCAUGCUCUUAGUCUUCCGGUGGAGAACCCCUCCCGUAGUUACAACCACACAACUAUACUGGCAGUCACAGCAGUGGUGCUGUCAUCUCUAUGUCUUAUCAUCAUUGCCGUGUUGCUGAUGCUCAGGUGCCACAAGCAAGGAGUAUAUGAUGUAGAGAGUGAAGAGAAGGUUAAACUGGGCAUCACUGUCAACCACUGAGGUGUCCUGAGAUUGCAAGGAUUCAGCCCUGGAGCAGCUCUUAUUUCCACAAUCCAGUGGACAAAACUCUUUCCUCCCCAAGACACAUUUCAACGUCAAAAGGGAGUUUGUAUGAAUGGAAGAGACUGUGUCAGAUCUUUGCUUUGUUGAAGAAGCAAUUCAUCCCCUCCAAACAGGAAGAUCUUUCCAAGAGAGAGACUUUUCUCCACCGAGCGCUUGUUCCUGAAAUGUGGAGCCACAGCCUAAAGAGAAGAGUUGGACUUUGCCUUGGUAUCAUUGGAAAGAAACAUCUUUGCAAGAAGACAAUGCACCCGCAAGUUGGAUUUUUCAGGCAUCUGCUGAGGAUUUAACUGUGAAAGACUUGGACUCUGCUGAAGAAAUCUAACUUUGGAACUCUAUUAAAUGGUGGGGAGUGGGGCAGAAACUAUUUAACAAGAUAUUUCAUUUUAAAUUAUAUAUUUAUUUUAGAUACAUUGUACAUAUUAUUUAUUUAGGCUUGAUCCUGUAGUUCUGUCAUCAAGUGGAGAGACAGAAGGAUUGUGCAGUGUAACAUUCUCUAAUAAAUAACCCUUUGUUAUAA
Messenger RNA from Lacerta agilis (Sand lizard), 1272 nucleotides. RefSeq names its product heparin binding EGF like growth factor (gene HBEGF). The transcript is spliced from 6 exons. The record is from RefSeq and is a predicted model, not a curated record. Bases 63 to 692 code for a protein of 209 amino acids. Lineage: Eukaryota; Metazoa; Chordata; Lepidosauria; Squamata; Lacertidae. Gene Ontology annotation, biological process: positive regulation of cell population proliferation; epidermal growth factor receptor signaling pathway; positive regulation of mitotic nuclear division. Gene Ontology annotation, molecular function: heparin binding.